CAUGGUGUGUUCGGUUUUGUCCCACAGCAACAGAAGAACCUGGAGGGAUAUGUGGGCUUCGCAAACCUCCCCAACCAAGUUUACAGAAAGUCUGUGAAGAGAGGCUUCGAGUUCACGCUAAUGGUCGUGGGAGAGUCGGGGCUGGGGAAGUCGACGCUCAUCAACUCGCUGUUCCUCACAGAUCUCUACUCCGGAGAGUAUCCUGGACCUUCUCACAGAAUCAAGAAGACUGUACAGGUGGAACAGUCCAAGGUGCUGGUAAAAGAGGGCGGAGUGCAGCUGCUGCUCACCAUCGUGGACACACCGGGAUUCGGAGAUGCCGUAGAUAACAGCAACUGCUGGCAGCCAGUGAUCGAUCACAUCGACAGUAAGUUUGAGGAUUACCUCAACGCAGAGUCGCGGGUCAACAGAAGGCAGAUGCCUGAUAAUAGAGUGCACUGCUGCUUGUACUUCAUCGCCCCCUCUGGACACGGACUGAAGCCGCUGGACAUCGAGUUCAUGAAGCGGUUACAUGAAAAAGUGAACAUCAUCCCACUCAUCGCCAAAGCCGACACACUGACUCCAGAGGAGUGCCAGCAGUUCAAGAAGCAGAUAAUGCGAGAAAUCCAGGAGCACAAAAUCAAAAUCUACGAGUUCCCCGAAACAGACGACGAAGAGGAGAACAAGCUAGUGAAGAAGAUUAAGGAUCGGCUGCCGCUGGCCGUCGUCGGCAGUAACACCAUCAUCGAGGUGAACGGGAAGCGCGUGAGAGGGAGGCAGUACCCCUGGGGUGUGGCUGAAGUUGAGAACGGAGAGCACUGUGACUUCACGAUCUUACGAGACAUGCUCAUCAGAACCCACAUGCAGGACCUGAAGGAUGUGACUAAUAACGUUCACUAUGAGAACUACCGCAGCAGGAAGCUCGCCGCCGUCACCUACAACGGGGCGGACAACAACAAGAGCAAAGGCCAGCUCACCAAAUUUGAGACAGUUGAUGGCAUGAGUCCCCUGGCGCAGAUGGAGGAGGAGAGGAGAGAGCACGUGGCCAAGAUGAAGAAGAUGGAGAUGGAGAUGGAGCAGGUGUUUGAGAUGAAGGUGAAGGAGAAGCUCCAGAAGCUGAAAGACUCUGAGACGGAGCUGCAGCGGCGUCAUGAGCAGAUGAAGAAGAAUCUGGAGGCUCAGCAUAAAGAGCUGGAGGAGAAGAGGAGGCAGUUUGAGGAGGAGAAAGCCAGCUGGGAGGCUCAGCAACGCCUGGUGGAGCAGCAGAAACUCGACGCCUCUAGGACUUUGGAGAAAAACAAGAAGAAGAAGAUCUUUUAAAGUGUUUUAACCACCAUGACGUACCAAUUGCCAACGAUGCCAGCCUGGACUGUCUGUCUGUCGGUCACGCAUAACGAAAUAUCCCCACCCUCCCUGUGUGUGUGUGUGUGUGUGAUCGGUCACCAUCCGGCAACUGAUGACACACAGGAACCACCAUGAUAAUUAGUGAAGAAAUGUUUCAGGGCUGAGCAGUAUGAUGUUUAGAUCACAAGACAUGAAACCUUUUUUAUAAUAAACAAUAUGUACAGCAGGUUUAUGAACAAAGUGCAGAAAAAAGUACACUUAGUGCUGGUUAGAAAAAUGAUACGGGGGGGAAAAAAAAGACUCGUUAAAUGAGUUUAACACUCGUUGUGAGGAACAAUCACGAUACUCUCAGAAAACCACAUCAUGACUGAUUUACAUCAUCAUAUUGCCCCACCCUCCUCCGUGUUCUCUUCCUCAGUCCCCUCCUUUCGUUCCUCUCCACACCGGUGUGUAGUCCAGAGAGUCGCUUUUUCUCCCCCCUCGUCCCCCCAAACACGCCGACAGACUCCAAUCCGAAACGACCGAAAGGCUGCAGUUCACCUCAGGCCAUUUACUCAUUUUAUUUUUUUUAAAAAAAUAAAAAGCAAUUUUUUAAAAAUGUGGCUUUAAAUUUUUUUUUCUCCCCUUCUUUCUCUCUAAGAAAUGUUAAGCUCUUCCAUUUUGUGUAAUUUAAGUUAUCUAUCCUCGGACCGCAUUGUAUAACUUUUUUUUUUUUUUGUAACAUUUCAUUUACUUUUGUUUUGCUCUGUUUAUUACGUGUUCUUAUAUAUUCGCCCCGCUACAGUGCUUGUUUACAGAGACGCUGCUUUAAUUUACCGUAAUCAACACGUCAUAGUCGUUGUCGUCGUCUGGACUCGGAGCUUGCGUUAGAAUCCUCGUGGUGAACACAUUUACACCCUGCGUUCUCGUAUCCGGUAUCGGCUCGGGGUCACGGUGUAUGAUCAGACAGGUACCUCACUGGUGACCAGUUUAAAAAGGUUCUGUGGACAGUGGUAAUGGACAACACUAUUUGAGAGGCAAAAUAGGCACUGUGUACCAAUACCAAUACGUCAUUAUACAGCUGUGAAGCAUGGUGUUGGGUGCAUCGCUUGCUUCACAUUGCUUCAGCUUUGUAGUAAUAAUAAUAACGUCGAGGAGAACUGAUUUCCAGCAGCGCGCUAGCUGAUCCAGUCACGAUAUGUGCUGAUCCUCUUCCCUACCACUUUUAAGUGGUUAAAUGCUAUCUGAUGACGAUAUCCGGAACACGUUAACGCAGGGUGUAAAUGUGCCAGUGCUGGUGUGAUGCUGUACACCACACUGAAAACGCACAUUGAAACGGAUUUCAGCAGAACUGCUCGUCCCUCCAAAUGUCAGUUUGUGGAAAAAAAAAUCACGUAACGUUAAUGAGCACGCUGCAGCCAGAUGACGAUUUUAUUCCCCACGGUGUUUCCUUCUGCUAGUGAGCAGUUACUGUAAGGCCUCAGUCACAAAACACGGUUACUCCGAAGGUUUUGAAGAACAGCUCUAAUCCUACAAAGCCAGUUUGCAACUCCCGCCCCUUAAAUAUCUCUUUGGUAUGAUCCACAUUAGCGCUCGCUGCUCAUUGGCUGAUCGGAACAGUGAGUGUGAGGUCCCGCCCACAGCUGGACAUCCUCACACCCACAUUUAGCUUUCCAUUAUGUACUGCACCUAUAUAUAUAUAUUAUUUUUUUUAAAAAGUUGUUGUUGUUUCCCCACCCCACAUUUUUAUUGUACAAAGUCACAUAAUAAAACUGUGAUGAUGAACUUAA
Neoarius graeffei (lesser salmon catfish) is the source of this 3092-nucleotide messenger RNA. RefSeq names its product septin 7a (gene septin7a). The annotation marks the transcript as partial. NCBI's taxonomy places the organism in Eukaryota, Metazoa, Chordata, Actinopteri, Siluriformes, Ariidae. Gene Ontology annotation, molecular function: GTPase activity; molecular adaptor activity; GTP binding. Gene Ontology annotation, biological process: cilium assembly; cytoskeleton-dependent cytokinesis. The record is from RefSeq and is a predicted model, not a curated record. The transcript has 13 exons. Gene Ontology annotation, cellular component: septin complex; cell division site; microtubule cytoskeleton.